GCCUACUAUUCGACAUCCUCGCCUAUGGGAGCGGCAUCUGUCAACGAACAUAUUUUCAAGCUCAACUGAACAAAACUUUCAAAAAAAUAACACAUGCCGAAUGACCAAGUAAAUAUUUAACCAUGUACGUAUAUGAGGAAUAAAUGAGCUAUAAAACAAACAGGGGUAUUCCGUUGUAAACCACGAGAUACAACGUAUUUUUACGUCAUUCAUCAUGGAGAAAAAACUUACGCCUAGGCGCACCAGCUCCCCAGUUCGACCGGAAACCUCACCUGCUACCACAAAGAAUGACUCGUUCUUGGAGGAUAUGGACCUCUUCUCCCAUAAUCGUAAUACAUAUAUGUAUGAGAGAGAGGCCGAACGCUUUAUAACAAAGAGAACUUCGUCGCCUUGCACCAUGCCUUUUGCAACUGUGAUAGAGAACGAUUUUGACCAACGAAGUAGCGAGGCCUCUAACUCUCAGAAAGUACCUGCGACCUCGGUUACCAAGACUUUAAAAACGACACGUAAAUCUGGCCGUCAAGAAAUUGGAGGUGGUGAUGGACUGCAGCCAGAAGUUUCUCAAGUGGGCACAACAACCCGAGAAUCCAAAGUACUGCAAGAAAACAAACUCAGAAGUAAGGAUAAUAAAGUGCGAUCAAGACGUAGUGAACCAAAGGCCUCAGAGUGCCAAAAUAGGUCGCAAAAUGAACUCGGUAAAUCUCAGCAGGACCGAAAAUCCCUUGUAAAAGAACGAAGUCGGCGUUCCGGAAGCUGCAAAGAGACGGAUUGUAGUUCAAAUACUUCCGAUGAGCAGAGGCAGCCAUCGAAUUUGUCUAAACAAUCAAACGCUCAGCUGGAAACAAGCAAAGAUCAGCAUCGUCGUUCAGAUGGAGUUCAGAAGCUGGAUAGCAGAGAUAUUCCAGAAUCUGUCGCUCUACUGAGCGCGAUAAAGGAAAUUAUUAGUACGUACGCCAGAGAAGAAGGAAACAAGAUCAAUAGAGUUAUGAACGAACUUCAUAUCCUGAGCCAGGCUAGCUUAAUAAAAAAUUUGAUGUUUCAAACCGACGAGAUAAGAAAAGACCUACAACUGGGUGGAAAUAUGGGACAAUUACGCACGCUAAUGAAUGAAAACGAAAUACUGAAAGAGAACUUUGCUUUAUUAAAGAUAAAAUAUGAGGAUGCGCAGCGAAGAUUAGAAGAGACUGAACGUAUCAAAGAAGAAAAUGCUGCGUUAAAACUAAAGUUGCAGGAACUCUCGAGUCGCAAGUCUAGCUGAAAUGAUAAACAAUCUUUUUUCUCACUUUAAUUCGGGCGAAUUUCACAUCUCGCUGCAGACCGUGAUGUAUUGUAAUGUUACUUAUAAUUAGGUGAAACUGUAUUCGCGUUUUGCUCUACUAUUCACACAGUUACUACUAUUCCUGUUAUCGUUGCAAGUAUGUAAUAUUUCUCUUGAUCUUCGCAAUCCACACUAGCUUCAAGCUUUUUUUAUCAAUAAAAUAUUUUUGUACUUAUUAUGAUAUCGAUUCUGAAUUGAUUUUAUUUUACGUGAAAGUUGUAUAACUUUUUCGCGUUUACCGUAAUUAUACGUCC
Diprion similis is the source of this 1572-nucleotide messenger RNA. RefSeq lists its product as uncharacterized. Lineage: Eukaryota; Metazoa; Arthropoda; Insecta; Hymenoptera; Diprionidae. The transcript is spliced from 2 exons. Bases 215 to 1258 code for a protein of 347 amino acids. The record is from RefSeq and is a predicted model, not a curated record.